CUGUCCUGUCCCACACAUGCUGUCAGCUGAUCCUCACACAGCUCCAGCGCUUACUGCACUCACACACCAACUAAACACAUCUAGCAGUGCUACAACUCACAAAUACAAGGGACCAGUCAAAUCCAAUAUAACUAACCACAACACAACAAUUCAAUAAAUUAUCCUUUUACCUGGAUCAGUACCAGACAUGUCUUCCUGUGUGGAGAAAAAGGAUCAACAAGUGGAGGAGCAGAAUGGCUGCCAGACUUUUCUGUACACCAAGAAGAGGGGCUACGAUAUAACCCGUGACCCACAUCUUAACAAGGGUAUGGCAUUCUCUCUGGAGGAGAGACUACAGCUGGGCAUCCAUGGUCUCCUACCGCCUUGCUUUCUCAGUCAAGAUGUCCAAGUCUUGAGAGUUCUUCGCAACUAUGAGAGGCAGAAAUGUGACCUUGACAGGUAUAUUUUAUUGAUGGGACUUCAGGAUCGGAAUGAAAAGCUUUUUUACAAGGUUUUGACAUCAGACAUUGAGAGAUUCAUGCCUAUUGUAUAUACUCCAACUGUGGGGUUGGCUUGUCAACAGUACGGCUUAGCCUUCCGGAGACCAAGAGGCCUCUUCAUUACCAUUCAUGACCGUGGUCAUAUAUCCACACUAAUGAAAUCAUGGCCUGAGAAUGAAGUUAAGGCUGUUGUGGUAACAGAUGGAGAGAGGAUCCUUGGUCUUGGUGAUCUUGGAAGUUACGGAAUGGGCAUCCCUGUUGGUAAACUAGCGCUUUACACAGCGUGUGGUGGGGUGAAGCCCCAGGAGUGUCUGCCUGUAAUGCUGGAUGUAGGAACUGAUAAUGAGGAGUUACUAAAAGACCCACUGUAUAUUGGAUUAAGACACAAAAGAGUGAGAAACAAAUCGUAUGAUGACCUUCUGGAGGAAUUCAUGAAAGCUGUGACUGACAGGUACGGCAUGACCUGCCUUAUCCAGUUUGAAGAUUUUGCCAAUGCCAAUGCAUUCCGUCUGCUGAACAGAUACCGCAAUCAGUACUGUACAUUCAAUGAUGACAUCCAAGGCACAGCAGCGGUUGCAGUAGCUGGACUUCUCGCAGCUCUACGCCUAACAAAGAAUAAAUUGUCUGACCACACAGUACUAUUCCAAGGAGCAGGGGAGCACUCAAGGAAGGCUGACAAUACAGUUUACGUCCUUCAGAAAGAAAAGAAAACUUUUUCUUAUUAUAGCUCAAAUGAAAAGUGGUUAAAGGCUGCCAUGGGAAUUGCUGAGCUAAUAGUUAUGGCAAUGGAGAAGGAAGGGACUCCCAAAGAUGUUGCACUUAAGAAGAUCUGGAUGGUGGAUUCUAAGGGUCUGAUUGUGAAGGGCAGGUCUUCACUGACACAUGAAAAGGAGAGAUUUGCCCAUCCACAUACGGAAAUCAAGAGUUUGGGAGAUGUUGUUAAAGUUAUCAAACCAACUGUUUUAAUAGGUGUCGCAGCAAUAGGCGGGGCAUUCACCGAGCAAAUUCUGAAAGACAUGGCUUCAUUCAAUAAGCGACCAAUCAUUUUUGCACUCAGCAAUCCGACAAGUAAGGCGGAAUGCACUGCAGAGCAAUGCUAUGGACUGACCGAGGGCCGUGGCAUCUUUGCAAGUGGAAGUCCUUUCGAUGCUGUCACUCUUCCAGAUGGCCGAACACUGUAUCCUGGGCAAGGCAACAAUUCAUAUGUGUUCCCAGGUGUCGCCCUUGGAGUUGUAGCGUGCGGCGUGAGGCACAUCAGUGAUAAUGUCUUCCUGACUACUGCUGAGAUCAUUGCUCAGCAAGUUUCUGAUAAACAUCUGGAAGAAGGACGUCUCUAUCCACCUCUACAAACAAUACAGGACGUCUCAGUGAAGAUAGCUGUUCGGAUUGUAGAGAAUGCCUAUAAGGAUAACACAGCAUCUAUCUUUCCGGAGCCAGAAGAUAAAGAGGCGUUUGUCCGCUCCCAGAUGUACAGCACUGACUAUGACCAGUUUGUAGUAGAUUCCUACUCCUGGCCAGAUGAGGCAAUGAAAGUUCAGACUGUCACAGUGUAGACACAACACCAGCAGCCUACGGCUACAUACCCACAGUCAUUUUAGAUGUGUUUUUAACAGUAGUAAAAUGCAUAUUAAACUUGUUGUAAAGCGUUUGCAAGCUGUCCAAUGCAUUUAAAAUCAUAGAGGUGGAACAAGUAAUGUUCCAAAAAGACUCCAACAAUUGAAAAUAAAUAAAAAUGAAAAUGUUUACGGUAACACCAGAAAUAACAAUUUCUAGGGUCAGACCAUUAGCAUGCAUGUUACAAGUGUUAAAAGUUAAAACACAUGUAAAAUUCCUUUACAAAAGUCAGUGGGCUUGGAUAUAUACCCAAAGAAGUGAUAAAAUUCCAGUUUCUUUAUGAUGCACUAAGUAGAUUGUUUGUGUGCCACACUUUUUCUAUUCUUACUGUCAGAUACUUUUCUAAAUCAAAGAUGAAAUAAAGGUACAAAGCAAUA
This is a messenger RNA of Pseudophryne corroboree (corroboree frog), 2470 nucleotides long. RefSeq names its product malic enzyme 1 (gene ME1). The transcript has 15 exons. Gene Ontology annotation, cellular component: mitochondrion. Gene Ontology annotation, biological process: malate metabolic process; pyruvate metabolic process. Lineage: Eukaryota; Metazoa; Chordata; Amphibia; Anura; Myobatrachidae. Bases 188 to 2032 code for a protein of 614 amino acids. The record is from RefSeq and is a predicted model, not a curated record. Gene Ontology annotation, molecular function: NAD binding; malate dehydrogenase (decarboxylating) (NADP+) activity.